Molecule: messenger RNA, 932 nt
Organism: Helianthus annuus (common sunflower)
Lineage: Eukaryota; Viridiplantae; Streptophyta; Magnoliopsida; Asterales; Asteraceae
Product: protein LURP-one-related 12
Exons: 2
Coding region: 177-794 (205 amino acids)
Source: RefSeq, a predicted model, not a curated record
UCUCUCUCUCUCUCUCUCUCAUCGAUCUUCCACUCUACUAUAUCCCCGUUUUACGUGGUCACAAAACCGUUACAAAUUUAUCAAUCUAUUCACUCACACGGCAGCUCCAAAAUCAUUCAGUUUGUAAACAACCGGUGAUUGAUUGAUUCUAACUAAUCAAAUCAAUUCAUAGCAAUAUGGUUAUUAUUGAAGAAGGCUUCGUGUUCGAAAAGGAAACGCAUCUGACGGUUAUGAAAACCUCUCUCUUCUUCGCCGGCGACGGCUUUUCCGUUUACGACAGCCACGGCCAGAUCGUUUUCCGCGUUGAUUCAUACGGUCCAGACUCACGUGAUGCGGGCGAGCUCGUCCUCAUGGACCCCAACGGCCGGUGUCUCCUCACCGUUCGCCGCAAGAGACCGAGUCUACACCAACGGUGGGAGGGAUUUUUAGGCGACGGAUGGGAAGGAAAGAAGCCGAUAUUCAGCGUGAGAAGAUCGUCGAUAAUCGGAAGAUCAAACAUGACGGUGGAGUUGUUCGGAGAACGAACAGAGGAGUACCAGAUCGAAGGGCAGUUCGCUAACCGAAACUGUACGAUUUACGACUCGGCGAAGGAAACAAUGGCGGAAAUUCGACGCAAAGUGGAUGCUACAACAAAUGUAACGCUAGGGAAGGACGUGUUCUUGCUAACUCUGAAACCAGGGUUUGAUGGUGCAUUUGCAAUGGGAUUGGUUCUCGUGCUUGAUCAGAUCAACGGUGAUGAUGGAGAUGAUGAUGUUGAUGUGGAACCCACCACAGAUUGUAAUCUAUCAUCUUGAGUUUGAGUUUUUUGUUUUUAUUUUUAUUUAUUAUUGUAAGGAAAAUAUGUUUGAAUAUUAUCAACCGCAUGGGGAGAUAUCACCAAGCGUAUGUGAUAUAUGAAAUAUGAAUAUUUAUAUGGUUUAAAUUGGGUUUCA